AAUGUGUUGUCGCGAGCGUUGUCAUUGCGCUAUCUAGUUGUUGUUAGAUUGAAAUUUCUUUAAAUUUUAUGAGUUCACGUAUGUAACGCUUCUCAAAUAGCAGCUUAUCUUGCUAAACGACUACAUGGCGAACAAGAAUUUUUAUGAUAUUUUGAACGUACGUAAGGACGCUAGCCCUGAUGAAAUUAAGCGGGCUUUUAGAAACCUUGCGAAGCAGUAUCAUCCUGAUAAAAAUCCAGCUCCGGACGCCAAGGAAAAAUUCGCGCAGUUGAAAGAAGCUCACGAUGUUCUAAGCAAUCCUACGAAGCGACAUGAGUACGAUGAGGCGAAGAGAAGAGGUUACAAUUAUAGUAGCGACGACAAUACGUCAAUGCCAAACACGGAACACUUUCGGGAUUUUUUCGAACAUUUAUUCCCUGGCUUUGCAGAUGACUUCACUAGGAGCGGAACACACGAGCGGUUCUCUGAGAAUAUGCGGAAGAGUAAUUCUAAUAGUUUCAGAGCCCGCGAACAAAGUAAAGAACAAAACUCAUCGAGGAACGUAGAGUACGAUAGAACAGGCUUCAGGUUUGGCCCUUCAAAACGAAAACCAGACUGGACUCAAAACAGCAGCUUUUGUUCAUCAUUUGACUCGGACGAUGAACCGAACAUAUCGACAAAACGGUGCCGUUCAGAACCCAGCAAGAAUUCAAACACAACUUCAAGUGGUAGCUCUUUGCCAAAAGAUGCUGCUAUUGAGAAACAUUUAGAAGUGACUCUUGAGGAUAUAUCAACAGGAAAUUUGAGAAAACUAAAAAUUAAGCGAAAGAUUUUCGAUGAACGUGGAAACUAUACGGUGGAAGAAAAGCUUAUUGAAAUUACUAUCAAACCCGGGUGGAAAGCCGGUACUAAGGUAACCUUUCCCGGUCUCGGAGAUAAACACCCCGGGAGAGAACCAGCAGAUAUCACAUUUAUUAUAAAAGACAAACAACACGCCUUAUUCAGUAGAGACAGUGAUAACAAUUUGUUACAUACGGCGAACGUUUCGUUAAAGAAGGCUUUACUGGGGGUGUCAUAUUGUAUACAGGGGCUAAACGGUAAAAGACACGACAUAAAUAUACGAGAUAUUGUUCAUCCAGGCUAUAUCAAACGUUAUACCGGGGAAGGCCUCCCGUUACCGAAGACACCCUCGAAAAGUGGAGAUUUAAUUGUGACUUUUAACAUACAGUUUCCUUCGUAUCUCUCGUGGGAUCAACGGAGAGUUCUUUCUGAUUGUCUACCUAAUUAGCUAAAUCUUUCAAUCCAUUAAUUUUAUUGUGUACUGUAUAAAAAAAAAUUAUUUAUUUGAAGCUCUGAAAAAAGAAAUUAUUAAUAAAAAUCCACAAAACUACACACGGUAUUGCAUUGUUCUUUGUGCGACUCUUUUCUUGUCUCUACCUACCGCCAAGUCCCAAAUAUAUCUUGAGAAUCUUAUGUUCCUUGAUUUCAGCUUUUUUUUAAAAGGGGAAGUUUCGAAUAUUGAUUUGAAGAGGUCAUAUUUCAAAUAUUCUUUUUCUACUUCGCAUGAUUGCUUGAUAUUGUACUGGUGCUCUAUACAGUAUACAUAUUAUUUUACAUUUGCUUCCACGUAUUUGUAUGCCGUUACACCCGUUCGAACCAUACUAAUUUAUCCAAAUUCAAAGCACCAAAAUGACAAGAUGCUCAAACAGUGACCCUGAUUUCCUGAACCCAGCAAAGGUUUGUCAGAUUUACUGUGUGAUGAACUUCGAAGUUUUCAUCUACCCUAUAUUAGUUGAUUCACAUAAACCUUUUAAUGCCUCAAAACUCAAUUGGAUAAUUAUAAGGACAAAAAAUGUACUGUUGUAACGUUUGGAUGGGUUGGUCAACCAAA
Molecule: messenger RNA, 1870 nt
Organism: Xenia sp. Carnegie-2017
Lineage: Eukaryota; Metazoa; Cnidaria; Anthozoa; Malacalcyonacea; Xeniidae
Product: dnaJ homolog subfamily B member 4-like
Exons: 2
Coding region: 125-1267 (380 amino acids)
Cellular component (GO): cytosol
Molecular function (GO): protein-folding chaperone binding
Source: RefSeq, a predicted model, not a curated record